Rotaria sp. Silwood1 is the source of this 759-nucleotide messenger RNA. NCBI's taxonomy places the organism in Eukaryota, Metazoa, Rotifera, Eurotatoria, Philodinida, Philodinidae. The record is from the annotation of a GenBank genome assembly.
AUGUGUCAUUUAAUACUUCUUACAUUACCAUAUUCAAAUCAUAAAAUCAUUAUUAUUAGUAUAAUCGUAUUCUGUGAUGUUUAUCAUCUUUGUUUUUAUCCUGUUCAUGGUCAAAAUCAAAAUAUUUGGCUUACUAAUUAUACGGAAGACAUUCUAUUAAAACUCAUACCUAAAGAUGAAAUAAUUAUUCUCGGCGUACUUGUCGAACCUUUUUUUUAUAUUGAUUUAAUAAUCAAUAAAGAAAAUAUACCAUUUCAUCUUAAAUCUAUAGAUACUAUGAUUGCAUUAAAUUCUAAAUAUAAAGAUCGUUGGUUGGACGAAGUUAGAUUAAUACCUAAUCCAUUGAUUGUUAAUACAUCAUUUAUGAUAAGUAUUAUUAUUAAUGAAGAUGAAGGAUUUAAUAUUUCUUUUAAUGAACAAAAAUUUUUUAAAUUUGAAAGACGUGAUCCAGUAAAUGCUAUAAAACAAGUACACGUUUAUGGAAAUUUGACACUUAAAUCAGUGAAAAUUAUUCAUUCGAAAGAUAAUUCAAUGAAAACAUUAAUUAUUGGUAUAGCAAUUACAUUAGUUUUAUUAAUUAUUGUUGGAAUGGUGUUUUUCUAUCUUUUACGACGACAUUGUGCACGUUCAAAAUCUAAAAAAAAGAAAUCAACAAAGGGUCAUGAUUCAACAAUUGCAAGUUUAGGAAGUCGUAGAAGUAAAAAAACAGAUAAUUCAAAUAUUACGUAUUUAACUAGUAGUUCAUUUCUUUCUACAUAA